Molecule: messenger RNA, 4383 nt
Organism: Meleagris gallopavo (turkey)
Lineage: Eukaryota; Metazoa; Chordata; Aves; Galliformes; Phasianidae
Source: RefSeq, a predicted model, not a curated record
UUCCUUUUCUCCUUUUCUCAACAGUUCUCAAAACCUUGUUAAUGUGAUGGCUUAAACUAGUAAAAAGGCAUUUGGAUAACAUCAUGGAUGUCAGCAAUGGUGUGCGAUAUUACUAAAGUGGCACAGUGAGAGUCUGCUGUGUGAAACAUCAGAAGUUUAUAUUUCUUCUAAUUUUGCAAUGGUUUCCCAAUGAGUGGAUCAGGAUGAACAUACUUUAGGGACUUGCCAUAGUAUGGCUACUUCUCGAUCUACUCGUGUUACAAGAUCAACAGUGGGUUUAAAUGGCUUGGAUGAAAACUUUUGUGGUCGAACAUUAAGAAAUCGUAGUAUUGCUCAUCCAGAGGAGGUUUCACCCCAUCCUCAAGUACGGUCAAGGUCACCAAAGAAGAGGACAGAUUCUGUGCAAACUCAGAAGGGAAGUAAUGGUGGAAGAACUACUGAUUUGAAACAACAGAGCGCUCGGGAAUCAUGGGUAAGCCCUAGAAAGAGAGGACUCUCUACUUCAGAAAAAGACAAUGUUGAUAAACAAACUGUGGAAAAUUGUGAGAAAAGACAAGGAGAACCUGUAUCACCAGUUUUGAAAAGAAUUAAACGCUGUCUACGUUCAGAGGUACCCAACAGUUCAGAAGAAGACUUGCCUACUAAAACAGAAAAGGAAUCUUUGGAGCGUAAAAGCUUAGUGUCGGACAAUGAUGCAGUCUCUCCUGGGACUAAGAGAGCUUGUCGAUGUCUUAUAUUGGAUGAUUGUGACAAAAGGGAAAUUAAAAAGGUGAAUAUCUGUGCAGAGGGAUUUAAUAAUUCUGCAAUAGUUGAAGAAAUCACAGGCUAUCAGACUGUCAAUGGAGUUGGCGAGAGAGACUCAAAUUCUCUAAACUGUGAUGACUGUCAGUUUGAUGGGAACUCUAAGCAAAACAGUGCUGGCUCCUGUAUACCCAAGGACAAAACAGUAGCAGAAAAUGGAAACUCAUUUGCCCAUUCUUCAUUGUUGCUUAAUAGCAGCAAGGAGGAUGGUGUUGUAGACCAUUAUGUGCCUUGCACAAACUCUCAAGAACAGGUAAAGUUAGAGGACCACAAAAUAAUAAGUGACUGUUUGCCUGAGGAGCAUGCUAAUCAGGCAGAUGAGCCAGCUACUGGGUCCUUUUCUGAAAUCCAGUCAUCUUUGUUGAGGGAUUCUGAGGAGGAAGUAGACGUAGUAGGAGAUAGCAGUGCCUCUAAGGAACAGUGUGCUGAAAACACCACCAACAACCCGAAUACUCAUCAUGACAGUACAUCAAUCUCAGGUGAACCUGAACCACAUUCUUCGUUGCUGGACUGUGUUUCAGCUCAAAUGACAUCUAUUUCAGAGCUUCAAGAACACAGAUACACAUUGAGAACUUCACCACGAAGGGCUGCUCCUGCCAGAAGUAGCCCUACUAAAAACAACUCUCCUUGUAGAGAAAAUGGACAGGUCGAGGAAAAUAAUCUUAGUCCCACUGAAAAGAAUGUACCUGUAGGUAUUAAUAAUAUCAAUGGAUCUCCCAAAAAUUCUGAAGAAAUUAAACAGAAUGAAAAAGAGAGAAAUUGUAAUACAGAUAAUGGGAGUGACGGACUAAGAAAGCCGCUUUCAGAGACUAGGCUUGUUGCUGGAUAUGUACCAUCUGCCAAAGAGAGUGCCAACAACCACACUGCAGAGGAUGAGGAGGAAGAGCCUGAUGUGUAUUACUUUGAGUCAGAUCAUGUGGCAUUGAAACACAACAAAGAUUAUCAGAGACUGUUACAGACGAUUGCUGUACUCGAGGCUCAACGUACUCAAGCAGUUCAAGACCUUGAAAGUUUAGGCAGACACCAGAGAGAAGCACUGAAAGAUCCUAUUGGAUUUGUGGAAAGACUCCAGAAGAAGGUUGAUAUGGGUCUUCCAUAUCCUCAGAGAGUUGUUCAACUCCCUGAGAUUGCCUGGGACCAAUACACCACUAGCCUUGGAAACUUUGAGAGAGAAUUCAAAAACCGAAAACGUAACAGUAGAAGAGCAAAGCUGAUUUUUGACAAAGUAGGUAUACCUGCAAGACCAAAAAGUCCUUUGGAUCCCAAGAAGGAUGGAGAGUCAGUUUCUUAUUCUGUCUUGCCUUUAAGUGAUGGUCCAGAAGGUUCUACAAGCAGUCGUCCACAGAUGAUAAGAGGGCGACUCUGCGAUGAGACCAAACCUGAAACUUUUAACCAGCUGUGGACUGUAGAGGAACAGAAAAAACUCGAGCAGUUGCUUCUGAAGUAUCCCCCAGAGGAAGUAGAGUCCCGAAGGUGGCAGAAGAUAGCUGAUGAACUGGGAAAUAGAACAGCUAAGCAGGUCGCCAGUAGAGUGCAAAAAUAUUUUAUUAAACUGACUAAAGCUGGUAUUCCAGUUCCAGGAAGAACUCCAAAUUUAUAUUUAUACUCAAAAAAGUCAUCGAGUAGACGGCAGCACCCUUUGAAUAAACAUCUUUUCAAACCUUCAACUUUUAUGACAUCACAUGAGCCUCCAGUUUAUAUGGAUGAAGAUGAUGACAGAUCCAGUUUUCACAGCCAUAUGGAUAUUGCAGCAGAAGAGGAAGUAUCGGAUGAAGAGAGUAUUCCAAUAACAUAUCGUGAGUUACCUGAAUACAAAGAACUGUUAGAGUUUAAAAAACUGAAGAGACAGAAACUACAGCAGAUGCAUGCAGAGAGUGGAUUUGUGCAGCACGUGGGAUUCAAGGUGCCAACUAGGAUGCCAGACAGCUGUCGUGUUUGAAGAGAACAUUCCGGCCCAUCGUGCUUUCUGCCACCUCUUUGUUCUGCAGGGGAAAAGGAACUUCAACUCCAAGGAGAGUAUUUUUGAAAUAGGCAGUGAAAUUCCCCUCAGACACAGUGUUGUCUUGCAGCCAGCUCCUGUAUAGCCUGUCUGCACUCAACCCACAUGCUUCUGGUCUGAUGACAACCAGGUGAGACUAAUCCUCUGAGGGCAGUGUGAACCUGAUGGCAGCCUGUUCCCUGCCAGUCUAACCAGGUCAGCCUGGGCAGAUACUUUGUUCCCGUUCAGCUCAGUCACACCUGUGUAGCACAGCAAAAUGUAACUGCCAUACAGUUGGAUGAAGCAUGUGGGAUUAUGGCUUGAUAACUGGUACAUUAGGCAGGCAUUCUUCAAGAUGUUAUCUCCACGUCUGUGGAAAUGGCUGCCCUCCUCUUCCUCUGAUUCCUCCUGGAAAGCUGACAUAAUGGGGCUGUGGCUUGCAGGGAAUUAAACAGCACUGUGUGAAUGCUGCCUUGAACAGACAGCUCUGAGCCCGAGGCAGUAAAAAAUGCGAACGUAUUCUCUAUAGCUCCUGCAAGUAAUGGCUAUCUGUGCUGGAGCUGCAGGGUGCGUGCCAGCCUCUUGUGAGCAUUUGGUGGCUCCUAAACAGCUCCGAUAGUGAAGAAAAAUGCAGAAAAGUGUUUAGUACUAAAUGUGAUACUUCACUUGUAUUAUAUCUGAGCUUAUAUAGAUUAUCAAAUACAUUCACAUAUAUAAAUAGAAUUUUUGUAUACACUUACAUUUAUGUAUUUAAACAUAUGUGCAUUUGAUGAAUAUACAUCCUUUCCCCUCUUAAUAUGUUGGUUUCUUUUUAAUCUUUAUUCCAUAAAUGCAGCUGAAUUGGAUAACCAGUUUAGCCUCAUCAGUGCAGCUGCCUUGCCAGAGGUGUCUCAGUGCCCUUUUCUAGAACUGGGAUUGAUACUCAGUUCUAGGUCUAAGCAGCUGUGGGGAAGAAUCAGAUUUAUGAGCUUGGAAAUUGCUGCCCUUUUAUGACUGACUGGAAUGCUGCCUUCCUAACAGUCACAGUAGAAUAUAGCCAAGUUUGAUGGCAGCCCGGUGCUUCCUAUGAUGGCCUCCCAAAUAACAAAAGUCCAAUUCAUAACGCUAACGUAACCUUGUAGAACAAAACUAACUUAAUGUGGCACUGCUUCACAGCCAGUACACUUCACAGCAUCAGUGGCACUUUGCAGUUCCAGGAGAGAAAACUGUAUUCUUCAGAUUAUAAAACAACUCAUGAACCAUGACUGUUUUCAAAGUUAUUCAAGGCUAUGUUCUUAUAUUAAAAGCAAGAUCUAGAUACAAUUUUAUAUAGUGCUUCUUGUUCUGAAACGUCAGUAUGGCUCUAGAUAACUUCUAAUAUGGAACAAUGUAAUGAGCUUAUAUAAAAUGAUUAAAAUAAUCCUCUUCAUAAUACAAUGUUGCUCAUUCUAGGAUUAAAAUCAGUUAAUUACAUUUACUGUCAUCAAAUCUCCACUCGUAGGUUUGGGAGUCUAGAACCCUACAUAUAUACUGCCAGUGAGAAGAAACUGCCUGAGGAGAGGAUGGCUGAGGACUGUGGUUGUCACAAAGUCAGACCAAGACUGGAAUAAACUCAGUGGUUAGAA